Molecule: messenger RNA, 861 nt
Organism: Ustilaginoidea virens
Lineage: Eukaryota; Fungi; Ascomycota; Sordariomycetes; Hypocreales; Clavicipitaceae
Exons: 1
Coding region: 1-861 (286 amino acids)
Source: RefSeq, a predicted model, not a curated record
AUGUCCAAAUCAGCUCUCCGCCAGGCCAAGAUCACGCCUCACCGGUCCAGCGCCCGCGGGCACAGCGACCACGGCUGGCUCAACACAUAUCACAGCUUCUCCUUUGCUGACUGGUACAACCCCAAGUUCACGCACUUUGGCUCUCUGCGAGUCCUGAACGAGGACCGGGUCGCCGCAAACUCGGGGUUCCCCACGCACCCGCACCGGGACUUCGAAAUCUUCAGCUACAUUCUCUCGGGGGAGCUGACGCACCGCGAUUCCAUGCUGGCCAAGGGCAAAGAGGGCGGCCAGUCGGACAGUUUCUACAGAAUGCACAGAGGAGACGUGCAGUUCACCACCGGCGGCACCGGCAUUGCGCACUCCGAGUACAACGAGCACGAGUCGGACACGGUGCACUUUUUGCAGAUCUGGGCUCUACCCUGGAGGAAGGGCCUGCAGCCGCGCUACCACACUCGUCAUUUCAGGGACGAGGACAAGCGCAUCGACUUUGUCAAGAUUCUCAGCCCGCUCAAAGGCGGCGAGGCGGCUACCGCACAGCAGGAGGAGGAUGCCCAGGGGGUGAUUGCUGAUACUAUUCCCAUCCACGCAGACCUUGUCAUGGGCGCGGGCAUCAUUGCUCCGGAGACAAGGUUUGAAUGGGUGGUUGGCGCAAAUGCCACGCAGCAGAAGGAGAGGGAGGUAUAUGUCCACGUGGCCAUGUGCAAGGGAGGCAAGGCCAAGGUUCGGUUGGAUGGGAGGGAGGAAGCCGACCUGGCAGAGGGCGACGGGGCGUUUGUCGAGGGCGUCAAUGCAGGGGACAAGUUGUCUGUCGAGAGCAUCGGCUCCGAAGAGGCAGAGGUUGUGAUUUUGGACACGGCUUGA